Menidia menidia (Atlantic silverside) is the source of this 1014-nucleotide messenger RNA. The record is from the annotation of a GenBank genome assembly. Lineage: Eukaryota; Metazoa; Chordata; Actinopteri; Atheriniformes; Atherinopsidae.
AUGCCUUGGAAGCACAAAGCCCUCCUCUUCAUUGUUUUCUCGCUCUACGUCUCCUCGCAGGUGGCGGGUUUGUCUGGAAAACCAGCGGGAGGCGAUGAGUGCGCGGAGCUGAACAACAGCACGUGGCUGGAGUACCGGCAGCAGCGGGGCAAACUGCAGGUCCAGGUCCUGCUGCUGACCAGGAGAAACCUGGACUGCGCCCAGCGGUUCCAGCCAGAGGCCCUCGGCAACAGGACCUCCGCUUUCAACACCUCCCACCCCACCAAAGUCAUCAUCCACGGAUACAGGGAUUUGGCCCGGGCCCUGCUGGGGGCCCAGGAGGCCAACGUCCUGGUGGUGGACUGGGUCUACGUGGCCUCCUUCGCCUACAACCUGGUGGUGGAGCACUACCGGGAGGUGGCCCUGCAGGUAUCCGUGGUCAUCAACCAGCUGCAGAAACACGGAUGCAGACCAGAGUCCUUCCAUCUGAUCGGAGUUAGUCUGGGAGCACAUGUGGCCGGUUUUGUGGGGACUCUGUUUGAAGGAAAAAUAGGAAGAAUCACAGGUCUGGACCCCGCCGGACCCAUGUUUAAAGGGGCGGACACCUACGACCGGCUGGACCCCUCCGACGCCCUGUUUGUGGACGCCAUCCACACGGAUUCGGACUACUUUGGAAUCUCCAUCCCGGUCGGCCAUGUGGAUUUCUUCCUGAAUGGUGGGAAAGAUCAGACUGGAUGCGCCCGCUCCAGGUUUGCAUCAAUGUACGGUUAUGUGAUCUGUGACCACAUGAGGGCGCUGCACGUCUACAUGAGCGCGCUGAACGGCUCGUGCCCGCUGACGGGGAUCCCGUGCUCCAGUUACGAGGACUUCCUGAACGGGAACUGCGUGCACUGUGAUGUCUUCAAGGGGAGAUGUCCAAAGAUAGGUUUAUCAGAAAACAGCGGGAUAGUCAUGUCACCCAUCCCCAAAGAGCAGAAACUCUUCCUCCUCACCACGUCUUCGCCACCUUUUUGCAGUGAGUGUUUGCUCAACUAA